CAGCUUCCUGGAAAAAAGGAUUUAUUCAUUGAGGCAGAUCUCAUGAGCCCUUUGGAUCGAAUUGCCAGUGUCUCCAUUCUGAAGGCACUCUUAUGUCCAUUGUCUUAUUGGAUUCUCUCUGUAGCAACACGAAGUAGACAAGCUAUACAAGGUGGAGAACAAGCCAGCCCUCAGCUCCAAUGAACAAUUGUGCUUCUUGGUCAGACCCCGUAUCAAGAAUAUGCGAUACAUUGCCAGUCUUGUCAAUGCUGACAAAGUGGCUGGCCGAACUCGCAAAUACAAAGUGAUCUUCAGCCCCCAGAAGUUUUAUGCAUGUGAGAUGGUGCUUGAGGAAGAGGGCAUCUAUGGAGAUGUGAGCUGCGACGAAUGGGCCUUCUCUCUACUGCCUCUUGAUGUGGAUCUGCUGAGCAUGGAACUACCAGAAUUUUUCAGGGAUUACUUUCUGGAAGGAGAUCAGCGUUGGAUCAACACUGUGGCUCAGGCCUUGCACCUUCUCAGCGCUCUCUAUGGACCCUUUCCAAACUGCUAUGGAAUUGGCAGAUGUGCCAAGAUGGCGUAUGAAUUGUGGAGGAAACUGGAGGAGGAGGAGGAUGGUGAAACCAAGGGCCGAAGGCCAGAGAUUGGACAUAUCUUUCUCUUGGACAGAGAUGUGGACUUUGUGACGGCACUUUGCUCCCAAGUGGUUUACGAGGGCCUAGUGGAUGACACCUUCCGCAUCAAGUGUGGGAGUGUCGACUUUGGCCCAGAAGUCACAUCCUCCGACAAGAGCCUGAAGGUGCUCCUCAAUGCCGAGGACAAGGUGUUCCAUGAGAUUCGAAACGAGCACUUCUCCAAUGUCUUUGGCUUCUUGAGCCAGAAGGCCCGGAACUUGCAGGCCCAGUAUGAUCGCCGGAGAGGCAUGGACAUCAAGCAGAUGAAGAACUUCGUGUCCCAGGAGCUCAAGGGCCUGAAACAAGAGCACCGCCUGCUGAGUCUCCAUAUUGGGGCCUGUGAAUCCAUCAUGAAGAAGAAAACCAAGCAGGAUUUCCAGGAGCUCAUCAAGACUGAGCACGCACUGCUAGAGGGAUUCAACAUCCGGGAGAGCACCAGCUACAUUGAGGAGCACAUAGAUCGGCAGGUGUCGCCUAUAGAAAGCCUGCGCCUCAUGUGCCUUUUGUCUAUCACUGAGAAUGGUUUGAUCCCCAAGGAUUACCGGUCUCUGAAAACACAGUAUCUGCAGAGCUAUGGCCCUGAGCACAUGCUAACCUUCUCCAAUCUGCGACGAGCUGGGCUCUUAACAGAGCAGGGCCCCGGGGACACCCUUACAGCCGUGGAGAGUAAAGUGAGCAAGCUGGUGACCGACAAGGCUGCAGGAAAAAUUACUGAUGCCUUCAGUUCUCUGGCCAAGAGGAGCAAUUUUCGUGCCAUCAGCAAAAAGCUGAAUUUGAUCCCACGCGUGGACGGCGAGUAUGAUCUGAAAGUGCCCCGAGACAUGGCUUACGUCUUCAGUGGUGCUUACGUGCCCCUGAGCUGCCGAAUCAUUGAGCAGGUGCUAGAGCGGCGAAGCUGGCAGGGCCUUGAUGAGGUGGUAAGGCUGCUCAACUGUGGUGACUUUGCAUUCACAGACAUGACCAAGGAAGACAAGGCUUCCAGUGAGUCCCUGCGCCUCAUCUUGGUGGUGUUCUUGGGCGGUUGCACAUUCUCUGAGAUCUCAGCCCUCCGGUUCCUGGGCAGAGAGAAAGGCUACAGGUUCAUUUUCCUGACGACAGCAGUCACAAACAGUGCUCGCCUGAUGGAGGCCAUGAGUGAGGUGAAAGCCUGAUGUUUUUCCCGGCCAGUGUGGACAUCUUCCCUGGACACAUUCCUCAGUGGGAUGGAGGCUAUAACCAAGUGUCCACCAACUACCCCGCGGGGGGAGCAUGGAACACGUUGGGAUUUAGAGAACAUAUCUAAGAAGAGAGUUCACUUCCUACUCCCAGGACAGUUCUCUUUUCUGUUCAUGAAGUACAACCCAUGCUGCUAAGAUAACAAGCAGGAAGAGAUAGCCUUUGCUAAAUCCUGUUUGAAUAUCCUUGUAAAUAAAGCCACUGCUCUCAGAUGUAGUGUGUUCGGCGUUCUAGACACGCACCUCCAUCUUUAUUAGUGAAAGCCCCGUGGGUCCCUCUGUAGGGGCACCAUAUGCUUCUUGGCCUGGACUCCGUAGUGGCUGCAGACUGGUCUGGUUCUUCCCUGUAAAAAUCACUCAAAUGCUCUAUUCCUGAGUUUCCUCAACCAUAAAAUGAGGAAGAUGGGUGAGGUGACCAGCAAGCACCUUUCCAGCUCUAAAAUGUUGUGAUUCAUUACAUUUUUGAGAAAAUGA
Molecule: messenger RNA, 2338 nt
Organism: Cebus imitator (Panamanian white-faced capuchin)
Lineage: Eukaryota; Metazoa; Chordata; Mammalia; Primates; Cebidae
Gene: VPS33B
Product: VPS33B late endosome and lysosome associated
Exons: 22
Coding region: 221-1801 (526 amino acids)
Biological process (GO): intracellular protein transport; vesicle-mediated transport
Cellular component (GO): CORVET complex; lysosome
Source: RefSeq, a predicted model, not a curated record